Molecule: messenger RNA, 3272 nt
Organism: Vidua chalybeata
Lineage: Eukaryota; Metazoa; Chordata; Aves; Passeriformes; Viduidae
Gene: SELE
Product: selectin E
Exons: 15
Coding region: 44-2251 (735 amino acids)
Biological process (GO): leukocyte tethering or rolling; heterophilic cell-cell adhesion; response to cytokine
Cellular component (GO): membrane; external side of plasma membrane
Molecular function (GO): sialic acid binding; oligosaccharide binding
Source: RefSeq, a predicted model, not a curated record
CUUACAGCCAUCUGCUUAAAAGAGAGAGAAAACUCUCAGAAACAUGAUUUGCUUGCAGUUCCUAUCUCUUCUUGCCUAUGGACUUACAGUGCUGCAGGGGGUGAAGGGGUGGACAUACCAUUAUUCAGACACAAACAUGACCUACAGUGAAGCAGAGCAGUGGUGCAGAAAGAAGUAUACUAACCUGGUUGCAAUCCAGAACAAGGAGGAAAUCAAGCAUCUCAAUGCCUUCUUACCCUUCAAUCCGGGUUACUACUGGAUUGGAAUCAGAAAAAUUAAUGAUGUGUGGACCUGGACUGGAACUAACAAAGAACUGACAGAAGAAGCAAGAAAUUGGGCUUCAGGGGAGCCAAAUGGCAAAGGGAACAAUGAGGACUGCGUUGAGAUCUACAUCAAAAGAGGGAAGGAUGAUGGCAAAUGGAAUGAUGAGCAGUGUGAGAAAAAGAAGGUCGCCUUGUGCUACACAGCUUCUUGCAACCCAUCUCUCUGCAGUGGGCAUGGAGAAUGCAUAGAGACUAUCAACAAUCACACCUGCCUUUGCAACCCUGGCUUCUAUGGGCCUGAAUGCGAGUUUGUUAAGAGUUGUGAUCCACUAAAGAAACCUGAUCAUGGGAGCCUUGGGUGCCACCAUCCAUUGGGGGACUUCAGCUACAACUCGUCCUGCAAAGUUCAGUGUGAGGAGGGCUAUGAGCUGACUGCACUGGAAUCUGUCCACUGUACCUCUUCUGGGAUCUGGUCUGCCCCCCUUGCAGCAUGCAAAGCUGUGACCUGUCCUGCCUUGGAAUUGCCUGUCCACGGGGCUGUGAACUGCUCCCAUCCCUCUGUGCAGCUCACCUGGGGAACCACCUGUGAGUUCACCUGUGAGGAAGGAUUUACCCUGACGGGACCAGCUACACUGCAGUGUGGCUCUUCAGGGGCCUGGGACAGGCAGCAGCCAACGUGUGCAGCUGUGAGGUGUGAGGCUGUCCCGCGGCCAGCAGAAGGCUCUGUGAGCUGUGACCACGCUCCUGCAGAGCUCACCUCGGGCUCACGCUGUGAUUUCCAGUGCUCUGAGGGAUAUGUCCUGGAGGGCUCACCCAGCACUGAGUGCACGGCACAGGGACAGUGGUCGGAGCCCGUGCCCAAAUGCAAAGCUGUGACCUGUCCUGCCUUGGAAUUGCCUGUCCACGGGGCUGUGAACUGCUCCCAUCCCUCUGUGCAGCUCACCUGGGGAACCACCUGUGAGUUCACCUGUGAGGAAGGAUUUACCCUGACGGGACCAGCUACACUGCAGUGUGGCUCUUCAGGGGCCUGGGACAGGCAGCAGCCAACGUGUGCAGCUGUGAGGUGUGAGGCUGUCCCGCGGCCAGCAGAAGGCUCUGUGAGCUGUGACCACGCUCCUGCAGAGCUCACCUCGGGCUCACGCUGUGAUUUCCAGUGCUCUGAGGGAUAUGUCCUGGAGGGCUCACCCAGCACUGAGUGCACGGCACAGGGACAGUGGUCGGAGCCCGUGCCCAAAUGCAAAGCUGUGACCUGUCCUGCCUUGGAAUUGCCUGUCCACGGGGCUGUGAACUGCUCCCAUCCCUCUGUGCAGCUCACCUGGGGAACCACCUGUGAGUUCACCUGUGAGGAAGGAUUUACCCUGACGGGACCAGCUACACUGCAGUGUGGCUCUUCAGGGGCCUGGGACAGGCAGCAGCCAACGUGUGCAGCUGUGAGGUGUGAGGCUGUCCCGCGGCCAGCAGAAGGCUCUGUGAGCUGUGACCACGCUCCUGCAGAGCUCACCUCGGGCUCACGCUGUGAUUUCCAGUGCUCUGAGGGAUAUGUCCUGGAGGGCUCACCCAGCACUGAGUGCACGGCACAGGGACAGUGGUCGGAGCCCGUGCCCAAAUGCAAAGUCAUACAGUGUGAACCACUGAGCUCUCCUGAGAAAGGCUCCAUGGAUUGCUCCCACGGGGCUGGGAUGUUCACCUACAACACCUCCUGCCACUUCAGCUGCCUCCAAGGAUGGAGUCUCAAUGGCUCUCGUGUUCUUGAGUGCAGCCAUUCAGGAAACUGGAGUGCCAGCCUGCCCACAUGUGAAGCCUCUGACCAAGCCAGCUACAUCUCUGUGGGCAUAGCAGCCACUUCUGCCUCUCUGCUGUCCACAGCAUCGUUCCUCCUUUGGCUUGCAAGGCGCUUCCGGAGAAAAGCAAAGAAGUUUAUUCCUUUCAGGAACUGGCAGGAAACAGCCAGUGAAGGUAGUUUCCAAAGUGCUGGCGAGAAUGUCUAACUCAGGUGUUUCAGGAAUUGCUGCCACCUUCACUUACGUCUCAGAUUUCUGGAGAAUGAAACUGCCUGCAAAUCAGCAGCUGUCCAGAUGUUUUUACCUUUUGCUGACAAGAUGAUUGACCUUGUGUAUGAUUCAGAAAUCUUGAACUCAAGCUGUCUGGUAUUUCCAUUGAAGACAAACAGAAAACUCUGGCCUUGUGGCCAAAUCCUGCCUACAUUCAGCUAUGUAGUUAUCCUAAACUGGGAGCUUGCCAUCUCCUGUCCAGGUGGUGAGUAAAUAGUGCACUGCUGCCUAAAGAGGAGGCUGGUUCCUCCUCUGCUCCACUCAAAGGUACCGAGGUGAGGUGAAGACAUGCAUUAUUUCACAUCACUUACUACACUGCUGGAAGUGUCUCCUCUGGCAUCACAGGGGUUAUGCUUGCAGAAACAGAAGAAUCAGGAUGAAAAAAUAUUCACUGAACAGCUUUGAAACUAUUGAUCUGGUUUGUGGAAGUCAGUUUAUUUUAAGAUGUCCCAGUCAAUAGGUAUGCCUGCAGUGAUAUGGGCAAUUAUUUGGAUUUCUGCUGCAUAUCCCAGAAAACUUAAAUACCAUUUUUUAAAUUAUAACAGCACUAGGAACCAUGGUGCUUACACAGGGUACUCUAGUUUCUGAACACAGCAGGUAGAUCAGAAAUUAUCUCAUCCCUGUGGGAUUCUGUACUGUAAUAUCUGUAUAUACAUAUGUAUUUAUUUGAGCAGCUUUUACUGUGGAUAUUUCUGUGCUCUUAACUGUACGUGUAUUGUAAAAUUCUUGUUCUUGAGUAGGUCUCUGGCUGUUGAUCAAUUGAUCAGAAUUUAUUUGAAAAUAAAGUGGAAGUGUUUGUAAGGAUUGCAUGCCUGCAUAAUGUUUACGAAUGAAAUGGAAUACUAAGAUUUGUAUGUUUAUGUAUUGAAAAUAUGAUUUUUGAGCUGUUAAAAGUGUUCAAAUGAGACUCUUAAUUUAUGUUUAAGUUAUGAUUAUAAAUUAAAAAUCUCUCAUUUAA